Molecule: messenger RNA, 477 nt
Organism: Sipha flava (yellow sugarcane aphid)
Lineage: Eukaryota; Metazoa; Arthropoda; Insecta; Hemiptera; Aphididae
Exons: 3
Coding region: 1-477 (158 amino acids)
Source: RefSeq, a predicted model, not a curated record
AUGGAAGUAACGUUUUUUAUUAAACCUCGGAAUGUGGAUAAUUAUGGGAACAUACAUGGAACUCAUAACGGAAAACUUUUGGAGACUAAGGUCGGAACAUGGAACGUCAUAAUCCUCUAUAAAGCAGGAGUUUUAAAAAAUAUUGUGGAAGAAGUUGAAAAAUACAAAGUACCAAUAGUCGCAAUACAAGAAACUCGGUGGCUUGGAAAUAAAAAUGUGCAAUCUGGGAACUCGACUAUCUUCUUUAGUGGUAAAGAGAUAAGAAGACACGAACAAGGAGUAGGCUUCAUAAUUAAGGAUGAGGAAAUGAAAAAUAUUUUCUACGAAGAUCUAGAGAGACUAUUUGAUUUUCUACCAAACAACUGCAUCAAAAUGGUAUCUGGUGACUUUAAUGCGCAAGUUGAUAAAGACAAUUCUCUUAGAUCAACUAUAGGCCAAGAAAGCUGGCACCUGCAAUCCAACGAUAAUGGGCUUUGA